AUGGAAAACAACAACCAAAGUACAACCAACUGCUCUUCCUGCUAUGCACCUUUACCCGUUGACUCACGUUAUCGUACCUGCCAAAUAUUCAGAGAACGAGUAGCAGCAUCUCGCCGCAGACGUCGUGCCGAAGACCAACAAGAAGAAGCUGGCGUUGCUACUAGACCUAGAGGCAGACCAAGAAGAACAGUCGAGUCCGUUGAUGCUGAAGGUAGACCCAGAGGCAGACCAAGAAGAACAGUCGAGUCUGCUGAUACUGAGAGUAGACCCAGAGGCAGGCCCAGACCUGACCAUGCCAACAGUAUGCCAGCCGCAUGCAUCUCACAGUUAUCCCGCCUUCGUUCUUUGGACCUUGGACGUAUGGACAAGGAAUGCUCACACUGUCACGCCCUACACUGGAUUGAUGAAAGGCAAGAGACAUCUUCGAUGAGAAAUCCUAGCUGGGAGUCAUGCUGCAAGCAAGGAUCAGUCCAGUUGCAACUAUUACCUGAUCCACCUGAAUACUUGAAGGACUUGCUCGAACGCACGGACACCCAAGGCCGUCACUUUAAAGACAACCUUCGUCAAUAUAACGCUGCCUUUGCUUUUACUUCGUUGGGCUGCGAUAUUGUUUCGCCUGAGGAUCGUGCCAACAACAACAACAACAACAGCAGCAGCAGCAGCAGCAACAACAAUAACAAUAGAGGUGGAUUAAACGCCUUCCAGAUCCAUGGCGCACUUUGCCACCGUCAAGGCCCCCUUGACUCCAGUUGA
Molecule: messenger RNA, 753 nt
Organism: Rhizopus microsporus ATCC 52813
Lineage: Eukaryota; Fungi; Mucoromycota; Mucoromycetes; Mucorales; Rhizopodaceae
Exons: 1
Coding region: 1-753 (250 amino acids)
Molecular function (GO): DNA binding
Source: RefSeq, a predicted model, not a curated record